GAAUAUCCAGCAAAUACCAGCGUCAAGGGAAGGAAGUAGGAACGACAAUACUAGAACUUACAUAAGAGAGAAAAAUGGCGGAAACCCAACAGAACGUAGGAGCUCUUACAGAUCAGGAGGUGAAACUUUUAAAGGACAGCUGGGGUAUACUGGCCGAGGACAAAAAGACUAAUGGCGUGAAGCUUUUCAUGAAACUAUUCAGGAGGUUUUCUAAAGCAAAAGAGAUGUUCAGGAUGUUCAAAGACAAACCCCUAGAGGCCUUAGAUUACAAUGGUGAGACGACAAAGACAAACUAUCGGAUGGUGGCCCAUGGUAUGAGUGUGAUGUACGCCCUGGAGUCUUACAUCGACAGUCUUGACGACAUUUAUUGUCUCAAGGAACUGGUGCGGAAAACAGCAAGGACCCAUUUGGACAAAGGCAUUGGACGGGAACAGUUCAUGUGGAUGAUACCAGCUAUACAUGAACUCAUUGAUUCAGUCACGGAGGGUAGGGACAACGUAGAUGUCGAUGCUGUGAAGAAAGCGUGGUUUACACUCAUGAAGUUGGUAGCUGAUCUUGUGGAAUCGGAAUCAAGGGCAGAUAAUCCAUAAAGCAUAAGACAUUGUGAUGUACAUAUGUUAACAGUUUAUAAAGCUUAGCCAGCAUUAUGAUACAUAAAUGCAUUUAUUCUCUACUUCAGAUUUUGAAAAAAAACAUUAUUGGAAAUUUUAAUAUUUUAUACAUAUUAUCUGAGGUCAAUACUUUUGAAUUCUUGAACAUAGUGUAUAAAAUUGAGUUUGAACAAUAAUCAACGGUAAUGUAUGAUUGACAUCAAUAGUAUGCUGUUCUCAAUGCUUUUACUAACCUACGAUAGGGUAACUGUAUUGUCGCAGUAGACGACAUUUUCUGUCGUAGAGGAUUAAGUGUUAGGUCGUAGAAUAAGCUAAUUGUUAGAACGCAGUAUGAGUUAGCUGUUAGGACUCAGUACGAGUUAGUUAUUAGGACGCAGUAUACGUUAGUUGUUAGGACGCAGUAUACGUUUACUGUUAGGACGCAGUAUGAGUUAGCUGUUAGGACUCAGUAUGAGUUAGUUAUUAGGACGCAGUAUACGUUUACUGUUAGGACGCAGUAUGAGUUAGUUGUUGGGACGCAGUAUGAGUUAGCUGUUAGGACUCAGUAUGAGUUAGUUAUUAGGACGCAGUAUACGUUAGUUGUUAGGACGCAGUAUACGUUUACUGUUAGGACGCAGUAUGAGUUAGCUGUUAGGACUCAGUAUGAGUUAGUUAUUAGGACGCAGUAUACGUUUACUGUUAGGACGCAGUAUGAGUUAGUUGUUGGGACGCAGUAUGAGUUAGCUGU
Molecule: messenger RNA, 1338 nt
Organism: Mizuhopecten yessoensis (Yesso scallop)
Lineage: Eukaryota; Metazoa; Mollusca; Bivalvia; Pectinida; Pectinidae
Product: globin-like
Exons: 5
Coding region: 75-590 (171 amino acids)
Molecular function (GO): oxygen binding; heme binding
Source: RefSeq, a predicted model, not a curated record